AUACCAGAGCAGSAGCCUGUGACGAGCUAGCGAAAAUAGCAUCAAAUCUAACUACACCUUCGGAAAGAGUACGGGGUGAAACAAGUUAAGAAACCUAAGCUAAAUUGCUCGCCGCCAAAAUGCAGAUAACAUUGAAAACUCUCCAACAGCAGACAUUUAAAAUCGACAUAGACGCAGAGGAGACGGUAAAAACCUUAAAGGAAAAAAUUGAGAAUGAGAAGGGAAAAGAUGGUUUUCCGGUUGCUGGACAGAAGUUGAUAUAUGCAGGGAAAAUCCUAAAUGAUGACACAGCCCUCAAGGAGUAUAAGAUUGAUGAGAAGAACUUUGUGGUCGUCAUGGUGGCAAAGCCUAAAGCAGCCCCAGCAGCUGCCCAGCCUUCCGGUGCUACCACGACCACCACCUCCAUCACUACAGUCCCCACAGUACCCGCUGCUGCCUUGUCAGGCUCAGAUAACCCACCUGAGGYGGGCAAACCAGAGGACAAACCAGCUGAGGAGAGGCCCUCCAACACCUCAGCCCCAGCAUCAACUCCAACCAGUUCGUCUGGUCUCUUGGCCAAUGUGAACAUGUUCGAGGAGGCAACUUCUGCUUUAGUGACAGGCCAAUCGUAUGAGAACAUGGUGACCGAGAUGAUGCUGAUGGGCUAUGAGAGGGAGCAGGUGGUGGCAUCACUCCGAGCCAGCUUCAACAACCCAGAUAGAGCUGUGGAGUACCUGCUUACAGGSAUCCCAGCUGGGGAGGAGGGCCAUGUGAGUGCUGACCCAGUGGUGCCCCCUGUGGGUGGAGGAACUCCAGCUCUGAACACAGGCAGUAUGACCACCCCAGCCAGCACAGGCUCCCUAGCCAGCGCUGCAACAGGAGCCAACCCCCUGGGGUUCCUGGUUAACCAGCCUCAGUUCCUCCAGAUGAGACAGAUCAUCCAGCAGAACCCCUCUCUGCUCCCUGCCUUACUACAGCAGAUAGGGAGGGAGAACCCCCAGCUUCUGCAACAAAUCAGCAGCCACCAAGAGCAGUUCAUCCAGAUGCUGAACGAGCCAGCCCAGGAGGGGGGUCAGGGAGGAGGAGGAGGAGUAGGUGGAGGUGGAGGAAGUGUUGGAGUCGGGGUCGGUGGGGAGGCUGGAAGUGGCAUGAACUAUAUUCAGGUCACACCCCAGGAGAAGGAGGCCAUUGAGAGGCUAAAAGCCCUAGGAUUCCCUGAAGGACUUGUUAUACAGGCCUACUUUGCCUGUGAGAAGAACGAGAACUUGGCCGCUAACUUCCUUUUACAACAGAAUUUUGACGACGACUAAAAAGGGAGAGCCAUGAUAGUAAUUUCGGUCCUUAAUUUUUUUUUUCCUCUACUUUUUGAUCAAUAUUGGAUAAGCAUAAAUAAAACAUGGCCUURGCAUUUUCCCAAAUUUUACUACAAAUACAUGAUACCCUUUUUUUUUGUGAAAUAAAAGCUGUUACUCUGAUCACCUUAAUUGAGUAAAAGCUACUUGGUUAAUCAGAUAUCACCUGUGUGCUACCCGUUUGUUAAUUUUAAAAAUUUGGCUAAAGACCAACAUGAUUGUUUCUCAUAAGGAAAUUAAUACUGGUUUAAAAGGUUGAUCGCAGAAUGUAGUUAUAAGAGGAGUAGUUAUACGAGUAUGUGAUUGGGCCACUUGUUAUUGGAUAUUCAUAUACAUCAUUGUUCUUGUUUGAUAGUGUUUUUCUUUGUCUCAAUUGACCAGUAUAGGGAUCCCAGUACAUAAUAAAAACUGCAGUUUUUAAGUGAUAUUUUUAAACGAGCAACAUUGUUAUUUUGCCAUUUUCAUAUUUUUGUUGUUGUUAAACUUCCAACCAACUUAAAGCGACUUGCAUGAGCUACAGCAGAUUAAGAAAGGCAACUGUACAAAUAUGGGAAGUACUGAUGUUUCAUGCAGCCUGAAAAUAGCAAAGUAUCCUAGUUCUUUCGGACAUCUAAAGGCAUGUAUAUGACUUCCGUAGCUCAUAGUAGCCUUGUGUUUACAGUUACUAUCAACUUGAUUUAKUGUCAUUUUUACAGAGAAAUAAAACGUUUCAACAGAGUAA
Messenger RNA from Salvelinus sp. IW2-2015, 2052 nucleotides. RefSeq names its product RAD23 homolog B, nucleotide excision repair protein (gene rad23b). Gene Ontology annotation, molecular function: ubiquitin binding; proteasome binding; damaged DNA binding. The record is from RefSeq and is a predicted model, not a curated record. Lineage: Eukaryota; Metazoa; Chordata; Actinopteri; Salmoniformes; Salmonidae. Gene Ontology annotation, biological process: proteasome-mediated ubiquitin-dependent protein catabolic process; nucleotide-excision repair. Gene Ontology annotation, cellular component: cytosol; nucleoplasm.